Gambusia affinis (western mosquitofish) is the source of this 1856-nucleotide messenger RNA. RefSeq names its product peroxisomal biogenesis factor 3 (gene pex3). The coding region runs from base 395 to 1465 and encodes 356 amino acids. Gene Ontology annotation, molecular function: protein-macromolecule adaptor activity. Gene Ontology annotation, biological process: protein import into peroxisome membrane. Gene Ontology annotation, cellular component: peroxisomal membrane. The transcript has 13 exons. The record is from RefSeq and is a predicted model, not a curated record. Lineage: Eukaryota; Metazoa; Chordata; Actinopteri; Cyprinodontiformes; Poeciliidae.
AUGAAAUAAAAAAAAUAGGAAGAAAAUGAAAGUGUUUAUUUUAACUUCUGCUGAUUUAUAAGCCAUUAAAGCUGUAACAAUCUCUUUGUGCACAGACUACUACUAAAGAGACACAAUUGUUUUUCUAGCUAACAUUUUUUACGUCGUUCUCAGAUUCAAAUUUCGAAAUCAAUGUAGCUUUGUUUUAUUUGAAUUAAGUUUGCAAUUUAUCACGAUAUUACUGGGUUUUAUUUUUGAAAUUCAAACCGGAUGUUUUGUCUAGGCUUUGGUUAGCGUAGCUCUGAAGUUUUAGCAUGCAGACUCCGAGCUGCAGUCCGGCUGACGUGUGUGAAAUAAGGAGCAGAGGCUGAAACCACGAAGAGGUUUUAGUUUCUAAACUUUUAACCGUUUGAAGAUGUUCUCAUCGGUCUGUAAUUUUAUCAAACGACACAAGAAGAAAUUUAUUUUCACCGGAGCUGUGGUCGGAGGAGUUUACCUGCUAGGUAAAUAUGCCCAGAAGAAGAUCAAGGAGGUCCAGGAGAAGGAGGCGAGUGAGUACAUAGCCCAGGCCAGAAGGCAGUUCCACUUCGAGAGCAACCAGAGAACCUGCAACAUGACAGUUCUGUCGAUGCUUCCUCCGCUCAGAGAGGCUAUCGUCACUCAGCUCAACUCCGAGAGUCUGACGGCGAUGCUGAAAACAAAACCGGCCAACAAGCUGGAGAUCUGGGAAGAUUUAAAGAUCAUCAGCUUCACCCGGACCGUCGUGGCCGUCUACAGCACCUGCAUGCUGGUGGUUCUCCUCAGGGUGCAGCUCAACAUCAUCGGGGGAUACCUGUACCUGGACAACUCUGUGGGGAAGAGCGCAGCGAGUCCUCUGACGCCUCCGGAUGUCCAGCAGCAGUACCUGUCCAGCAUCCAGCAUCUCCUAGGAGACGGGCUGACGGAGCUGAUCUCCAGGGUGAAGACGGCGGUGCAGAGCUCCCUGGGCGGGGUGUCUCUGAAGCAGAGUCUGUCCCUGCUGGAGCUGGAACAGCAGCUGAUCUGGAUCCGAGCCGAGGUGGACUCUGGACGCCCGCUGUCCUCCUACAUGCUGGCGGACGAUGAGGACGUCCUCGCCGACCAGGCGUGCGGCUUAACGGAGAAUGACCUGGUGACCAUCAGACUGCUGAAUGAGACCAGAGACAUGCUGGACAGUCCAGAUCUGAGCAAAGUUCUCAGCGCCUGUCUGAACCGCGGUUUCUCUCGUCUCCUUGACAACCUGGCCGAGUUCUUCCGGCUUCCUGUCAGUGACUCCGCCCCCGACAGCCUGUCUGCCGUCAGCCUGCCGCUGGCCAAGAUCAUCCCCAUCAUCAACGGUCAGAUCAACUCCGUCUGUAGUGAAACUCCCAGCCACUUUGUUCAGGACCUGCUGCUGAACGACCAGGUGAAGGAGUUUGCCGCCAUCGUGUACGAGACGUUCAGCACGCCGCAGGAGCUGCAGAAGUGAUCUGUGAGGAAGAGGAGGAAACAAGUCGGACACUGAGGCUGCUGGGAGCAGUGCAUCCUGGGAAGUGGAGUCUUUCAGCUGCUGCGGCGUUCACAGCUGAUGAAUCUCCCACGCCGGACUCUUCUGGGACGAUUUUAGGUUGUUUUCUGAGUUGUUGUGCGUUCGUUAUGGAUCCAGAUGUUGCUGCUGAGGGUUUUAGACCUUCUGAAGAUUAAAACACAUUUAAUAAAACCUCUAAACUAAACAUGGAAACUACAUCUGACAUGUUUCUUUUGGAUGUGUAAAUUCUGCAACCUGCAGUUCACAUUGUGGCCAGAGGGAGGCAGGCUACUCCACCCUUAAUGUUGAUAAGAAACAGAAAGCCGUUUCAUUGUCACUAUUUGUGUAUGUG